GAUCCGGCAGCGGCCGCGGAGCAUCAGAGCUGCUUUGCUCUGUGUGUGUCGGGGAGGCGUGCGGCAUGUUGUCACUGAUUCACUGAACGCUGCUCGUUCCCGUGUUGUGUUCUUUUAUUUUUCCUCCCUCUUUUCUACCCAACUACCCAGCAGGAAGGACAAGCUCUCGGGCUCAGACCCAACAUGGGUUAGAAAAGAAGAAGAAAUAAAGCCACCUAUGGAUUAUCCACUUUGUGCACUUCGGCGAGGAUGAUGGAGGAGGAGGAGGGGGGAGGACAUGGACUUGUUUUCGCGGAGACAUCCUGACAAAGACGGGGACUGAGAGGGAGUAGAGAGCCGAUAGGAUCCGCUGCCUCUUCUCUCUCUCUCGCUUUGCAUCUUUUGUUUUUCAUUUUUUUGUUUUUGUUUUAUUUUGUGAUUUCCUCCCCGCGCGUGUGUUCGAGACAGAAAUGUUUGCAGAAUUGCUGUGCGGCGCCGUGGCUCUGGUCCUGUAUGUCAACACUCUGGGCGCCGAUUUCUGCUACGAUGACAGCCGUGCAAUCAAGACCAAUCAGGACCUGCUUCCAGAGACCCCCUGGACAAACAUCUUCUACGAUGACUUCUGGGGCACCUUACUCACACACAGUGGCAGCCACAAGUCCUACCGACCCCUCUGCACCCUCUCAUUCCGCCUUAACCAUGCCGUGGGGGGGCUGGAGCCGUGGGGUUACCACCUGGUGAAUGUGGCCUUCCACGGGGCUGUGACUGGCCUGUUUACCUGCCUGGCUCGCCUGCUGCUGGGAGGAGGGCUGUGGAGCCUGCUGGCCGGCCUGCUCUUCGCCUCUCACCCCAUCCACACUGAGGCGGUGGCCGGCGUGGUCGGGCGGGCCGAUGAAGGCGCUGCCCUGUUCUUCCUGCUGUCCCUGCUGUGUUACAUACGUCACUGCAGGCUGCGGGGUCAGGCGGAGUCGUGGCGAAUCGUGGCCUGGUUGGUGGGUAGCCUGGGCUGCGCUGCCUGCAGCAUGCUGUGGAAGGAGCUGGGAGUGACCGUCCUGGCCGUAUCAGCGUUGUACGAUGUCUGCGUUUUCCACAAGCUCAAACUGAGACAGGUCGUCAUGCUACUAUACAAGAGGAAGAACGUCCACCUGCUGCUGAAUGUGUUCCUGCUGGCAGCCUGGGGAGUCGUCCUGUUGGCCGGCCGCUUCUACUGGAUGGGCAACAAACCGCCAAACUUCUCCAACUCAGACAACCCGGCGGCCGACUCGCCCUCGCUCCUCACUAGGACGCUAACGUUUUUCUACCUGCCUGCCAUUAACUUUUGGCUUCUCCUCUGCCCGGACACGCUGAGUUUCGAUUGGUCGAUGGACGCCUUGCCUCUGAUCAGGAGCCUUGCUGAUUGGAGGAACUUUCACACAGGACUCUUCUACCUGGGGUUGCUGUUGCUGGCUUGGUUCAGCCUGUGGACGCAGCAGGCGGCAAAGGGCAGGGACACCAACGGCAAAGCGCAUCAUUACACCAACGGCAGGAAUGGGAACAGUAAUGGACACAGCUACCAGUGCAACAAUCAUGAACACACUAACAACUCCCACACAGACGCUCAUAAUCAUAGCGCACAAAAUGGUACCAAAAAGCACUAUGAGAGCAGGACUCCACUGCCUACCACUGAAAAUGUUGUGGUGUUCUCGCUCGGCCUCUUGGCCAUCCCUUUUCUCCCUGCCACAAACUUGUUUUUCUACGUGGGGUUUGUGAUAGCAGAGAGGGUCCUGUACAUCCCCAGCAUGGGCUUCUGCCUGCUGGUGGCGGUGGGGGUGAGGUCCCUGUACAUCCGAAUGCGACGCAGGUCCUCCAGGACGAUGCUGGUGUACUUCAGUGCAGCCCUGGUUCUACUUUUUGGUGUCAAAACUGUUCUGAGGAACCGGGACUGGCAGAAUGAAGAGAUGCUCUAUAAGUCAGGGAUUUAUGUCAAUCCUGCUAAAGCAUGGGGCAACCUUGGAAACGUCUUGAAGAGCCAAGGGAAGAUGGAGAAGGCUGAGCAGGCGUACAGAAACGCCCUCUACUACCGCAGCAACAUGGCCGACAUGCUGUACAACCUCGGUUUGCUGCUGCAGGAGAGCAACAAGUUCUCCGAGGCUCUCCACUACUAUAAGCUGGCCAUUGGGAGCCGGCCAACCCUGGCUUCGGCCUACUUGAACACAGGCAUCAUCCUGAUGAAUCAGGCUCGCCUGGAUGAGGCCAAGCGCACCUUUCUGACCUGUGCUGAUAUCCCCGAUGAGAACCUGAAGGACCCUCAUGCCCACAAGAGCUCUGUCACCAGCUGCCUGUACAACCUGGGCAAGCUGCUGCACGAGCAGGGACACCAGGAGGAGGCCCUGUCGGUGUUUAAAGAAGCAAUACAGAAAAUGCCAAGACAAUUUGCACCACAGAGCCUCUACAACAUGAUGGGAGAGGCCUACAUGAGGCUGAACAAGCUGACUGAAGCUGAACACUGGUACAGAGAGUCGCUGCGAGCCAAGCCGGACCAUAUUCCUGCACACCUCACCUACGGCAAACUGCUGGCCAUGACGGGGCAGAAAACAGAAGCGGAGAGGUACUUCCUGAAGGCCAUCCAGCUCGAUCCCACAAAAGGCAACUGCUACAUGCAUUAUGGUCAGUUUUUGUUGGAAGAGUCGCGGCUGCUGGAAGCGGCAGAGAUGGCAAAGAAAGCUGCACGCCUUGACAGUGGGGAGUUUGAUGUGGUCUUCAGCGCAGCCCACAUGCUCAGACAAGCCAGCCUAAAUGAGGCAGCGGAGAAGUAUUACGGACAAGCAGCAAGCCUGAGACCCAAUUACCCCGCUGCCUUGAUGAACCUCGGAGCGAUUCUCCACCUCAACGGGAAACUGCAAGAAGCUGAAGCCAAUUACCUCCGAGCACUUCAACUGAAACCCGAUGACACCAUCACCCAGUCCAAUCUGCGUAAGCUGUGGAACAUUAUGGAGAAACAGGGCCUGAGGACCGCGAGCCCCUGAGCUCACCCAGCCCGCCUGCCUGCCAUCUGCACGCCAGACCCGGGGAAAAAGACAACCUACGUGCUCCUCGCUCGCUCCUCUCGGAGACGGAGGAGACUCAGGGAGGAUGUUGGCUCAGAGAGGCCCUGACUGCACCGCACAGUCCUCCCAAUGACUCCUGAGCUCCACAUACACCUCAGGCCAGCAGCUUUUCCUCACAAGCAUUGCUCACAGUUUGGCAGGCGCUACGUGGUAUUUGGACUCUAGCUUCAAAAUUAGAGCUCACGCAGAAAUCAUGUGUGGAGUUUUUUUUUUCUUUUAUCAUAAAAGCACUUAAACUUGAAGUGAGACCACAGGUACAUGCUUCACCGUUUGUAAUGAACUAGGUUCCCCUCUAAAGGGUGAAACAGUUUCCCAAGUAGUGCAAAGUUAAAUAUAAAAGAGAGAAAAGAGCCUCAGAGUUCCAUCUUGAUAAUGAAGAAAAUAAGGUAAUAUGAAGAGCUUAUCACCUUCUAAAAUCUCCAUAUUAAUCAUGUAAGUCAAGUUUAUAUCACUUAAAUCUCCAGUCUGUUGUUUUUUUCACAUUAAUUAAUUUGCUCAUGAGAUUAAGGAUUAGCACCAUUAUUGCAACCAGCUGUAGCAGACGUCCUGAUAUUCAGUGAAAACCUGAAAAAGGGAAAUUCAGUUUUUUAGCCAUUGUAGCGUAACCCCCAGAAAGGCGGGAUUUUGCCAAAUGCAGCAAUUUUUGGCAGGAAUACUCUAAAAAGUAAAGUAAAUUCACAGUGUAAGGACCUAAAAGGUGCGAAAUCUUCACCACAAAUGUAGCACGCAGGUGGCAUUUUUACCAUUACUGUUCUUAAGAAUGAAGAAUGAGAAGCUAGGAAUAUACAUAUUAAGCUACCGUGUCGUGGAAGUCAAAGGGCAGGUACUGUAGUUUUGGGUCCACCGCCUUCCCUCACGCCUCAAGCUUUCACAGAGGAGUGUGUGUGGAGCCGAAGCAGAUGAAGGAGUUCUUCUAACCAAAUACAAAAGCCACGCUGAUGCACACCUCUGAAUCACAGGACGAUGCACAGUCGUGGCAUGUUUGAGGGAAAUGUUUUAAUGCCUUUGUGUUGGAAUAAAGUAAUUUCAAUGUGUUUGUAUAAAUGAAUCCUAAUAUAUACCUACAUUGUGUAUAGUAUUCAGAAAAAUCACGCAGCAAAAAAGUAGCCGGACAUAAAGCGGAAGCAAACAUGGCUCGUUACGAUACAAAUAUCUCCUGUUCUCAGUCUUACGGUCUCAUUUGUACAUAUUCUAUGUAAUUAACAUCUAUUUGUUUGUUUUAUUGUCGUCAGCAUACAGUAAGUGAAACAGCACCUUCCUGGGAGUAAGAAUAUGUACAGUAUUUGUGAUCAUUUGUUUGUUUUUGGCCACAAAGCUCCUCCACCUCCUGUCUGUGUCCUUAGUUUGUUACAUGGUAAGUUAUUGCUUUGUGUUACCUAGCAACAGAACCAGCUGGCACUGUGUUUUUUUACAUGUGAAAUGAAGGAAGUUAGUUAGAAGGAAGAUAUGAUGUAUAUGUUUGUGGUCAUUGCUGAGUAAAAUGUCCAAAUACACUUUAUGUGGUGAAUACAGAGUAACAUCUGCAAUGGAGGGUACAGAUGUGGAGUCAGUUUGUCGCUUGUUGCACUCACAUAGUCAAAGUUCACACUCAUUCCUGGCCCAUAUAUCACACAAUGUGCUAAAUUCUUAUGUGUGUGUAUAUAACGUGUUUAUCAAGGAAACACUGAUAGUUGUUAUUGCUUGAGUGAAGGUGUAAAAAGUUAAAAAAAAAAAAAAAGAACAAAAAAAAGCGUUUCACUCUGUGUCUCUGCUCAGGGAUCUCAAGCAGUGGGCUAUUGCAGAAACUUGUUCACGGAGCGUUUACUAAAUUAAAAUUUAUUUUUGAAAGUUGUCGUAUUUGUAUAAAUUAUCAAGAUUUGUAGCCUUUUUCUCCUUUUUGUAAUAUACCAGAAAACAUGAACAAUGUGCCAGAAUAGACUUUUUUCUUCCCAAUGUUGCUUUUUUUCCACAAUAAAUUUAUGGUGUUCUGCUUU
Acanthochromis polyacanthus (spiny chromis) is the source of this 5038-nucleotide messenger RNA. RefSeq names its product transmembrane O-mannosyltransferase targeting cadherins 2b (gene tmtc2b). NCBI's taxonomy places the organism in Eukaryota, Metazoa, Chordata, Actinopteri, Pomacentridae. Gene Ontology annotation, biological process: protein O-linked glycosylation via mannose. Gene Ontology annotation, molecular function: protein binding; mannosyltransferase activity. Bases 450 to 2984 code for a protein of 844 amino acids. The record is from RefSeq and is a predicted model, not a curated record. Gene Ontology annotation, cellular component: endoplasmic reticulum membrane. The transcript is spliced from 12 exons.